GCGCGACAAAAUGUGCUGAGUCAGCAUUUAAUUUGGUGGGCGAAAUUGGCGAGAAGAGGACAGCGACAAGCAACGGCGAUGGCGAGCAAACACCAGCACCACCACGCUGAUGCUGCAGACGAUGAUGAUGAUGGCGGUGGUGGCAGGGAGGAUCCGUCGUUGGCGCUGAAGGCAUACACGCAGCGGUUAUGGGAGGAAGCAGCACGCAAGCUGGAGAAGAAGGCGAGCACCAGUAGCAGCGGAAGCAGUGGCGGUGGCGGUGGCAGCAGCAACGGCGGCAGCAGGAGUGCCAAGUGGCAAGAAGAGGGGGCGAGGCGACCGGAGGUUGACAAGAAGGAAGAUGCACCGAUAGCUAACACAGCACACGAGCCACCUGUGCGGCGCCAGCAACCAUCUCCCCGAUCAGUGCAGGACACAUCUACGAGUGCAACAGCCGAAACUGCUGCCUUAGCUUCUUCAAUGCCAGCUGCGCAAGCACGAGCCAGCCAGGGCGGUGUCAGUGCGUUGUUGUACAAGAAGCCACGACACCCUUCAAGGCGAAUACAGCAGCCACACACAAGGAAGGGGACUGCGAAGCAGUCGCAAACAGCACUCAAGUCCACACCAUCCUCAUCAAACCUCGACGAGAUGCUGGCUCGGGAGCGGCGGGAGCUGGAGGAAGCACGCCAGCGCCUGGACAAGGAACGACAGUUGUUUGAACAGGGCAGACAAAGGGGAAGCACAUGCCUCCUCCCCUCAGCCACUCGGGAACAGGCAGCGGCACCGGUCGCAAGGACAAGCGAAAAGCGCAGCGACCACCAUCUUGCGAGCGGAGAGCGCAGCGACAACCAUUUCUCUCGCCAAUCCAGCCAACCUGUGUCACCGAAACCGGCACCCCACAACACAAGGCCACUCACAGUCACGCAUGAUCAUGACAUGAGCGAAGAGCACGAGAAGCCGGCAGCUUCCGUUGGGAAGAGUGAACAGCUUACGAGCAAAGCUGUGAAACAGAGCAAAGCUCAGCUACUGCAAAGCGAGCUGCAAAGGAAGGAUGAGGAAGUUACGCCCGCGAGCAGCAAGGAGACGAACCAUGGGGGCGACGCAGAUGCAGAUGCAGAUGCACCCACACCAGAAACAACCCCAGAAAACCCUCCAAGCCCUGCUAUUGUCACGACGAAACUGGAACACAAGCAACAGCAACAGCAACUCGAGCGGCAGCGAGAGCAGCGAGGCGAGAAGCAAGAACAAGAAGAACACCAGGAACGGCAGCGGCCCCCAGAACUGCAACAACAGAAGCAGCAGCAGCAGCAACAGCAACAGCAGCCACAACAACAGCAGCCACAACAACAGCCACAGCAGCAGCAGCAGCAUGAUUCGUUGUCGACACCUCGUCCACCACCGGUGCCACCACCAGCAAUGGCGAAGAAGCCGACGCCACCGACGGCUGCUCACCGCAAAGAGUCACCAGCAGCGCAAUCCAUCCGCACAAAGCGGUUGCGGUAUUUCCGCGCACGUGCAAGCGGCAACGUUGCACCUGACACGACUUCUCUUCCAUCUCACCCUCCAACAGCACCAGCACCAACAUCACGUGGCACGCGACACUUCGAAACAGCACCAACCCCGCCGCUGUCAUCAUCGUCUUUGUCGUCGUCUUCGUUGCUGACACGACAACAUCAGCGCCUUGCACCUCCACCGCAGCAGCGUGAGACGACGGACACGCGCUUGCAGCAGACUGCUGCUGGCCCAUCAGGCUCUGAGGAAGGCGUAAGGGAAGGUGGUGGUAUGUACGCUGGCGGCAGUGAUAAGGAAGAGAGCACAGAUCAAGCGGAGACACCGCGUGAGGGAAGUGCUGGCGAUGGAAUGCAACGAGAACACGUGCAUGAAUCAGCCAAAGGGGAGGUGGAAAACGAAGACCAUGAUCACAACAGCGAGAUGGAAGGUGACACGCAGACCAAGCACGAGGGGGACGGUGCAGUUCAACAAGACACAUCGGCUCAAACCGCACAAGGCGGCGCGACUGAAGAAGGCAGGCAACAGCACAAACAACAACCUGACGCUGACCAUGAUGAUGAAGUGAAUGCUACUGCGGCGGAGACAGUACGUGCCAAUGCGUCAGCACCCAUGUCUACGUUUCCGUCGAAGCGUGACGGUAAGAGCAGCAGUCCCCACAGAGACGAGAAACGCGGGGGAGACGAAGACGAAGACGGCGACAGCUGGCCGCGUUCGUUUCCGCACACAACGCCAUCGCCAGCGGCACCGCCACAGCCACACGUGCCAUCGUCGCUGCUGUCGCCGUGUGCUUCCGUUGAGCUCUCGUCCUCCAAGGAACAACAACAAGAACAGCAUCAACAACAACAACAACAACAACAACAUUGGCGCGCAUCCGUCAAUGUGAAUGACCUGUUGUCUGGCGUGUGGUCUGAUGAGGACGCUGACGAAGAUGAUGAUAGCGCCAAUCGUGUGCGGGGAGUGGGCCACGGCAGCAGGUCUGACGAGGAACAGGACGACGAGGACGAGGACGAGGAUGGCGAUGAAGAUUCAGAUCACGCAGAUGAAGAUGAUGAUAAUCAUGAUGGUGACGGUUUGCACGAGCACGACCCACUUGCGUCCACUGGCGAGCUGCUGUUUGGUGGCGAUGGUGACCCAACAUUCGAUGAUGACUCGUGGCUCGCAUCCCCGGCACAAGCGCGGUUUGGGCUGUCGCCUGCACGCGUGCGCUUCAAACGCAGUCAGGACGAGCAGGCAGAGCGCCACGACGAGAGGCGUAGCUUGGACACCGAUGCUGAUCGUGGCGACACGCAUGACAGGAGUGAUGACGAUCUUGAUGAUGACGACGGCAGCCAUGGUGGACAUGGUUGUGAGCAGAGGAGUGAUGCGAGCGAUAGUGGCAAUGAGCAGACUGUUGCUGAAUCUCGCCACCACCACCACCACUGCCGCCGGCCCACGGCUUCAAAGGCACGCCCGGUCACGGCAACAACAGCCUCUGCUGUUCCCACGCGCCCAAACCCUGUCAGGACAUUCAAAGCCCAGCAGCGGCGGGUGAGCGGUGGUGCACUGAGCAGAGCAGACAUGAGUCUUCAGCGUGUGCUAGCAGAUGCGCAGGCAACACUGGCCACGACAGCAGCAGCAACGUCACAGCACACCCGCGCUUUGCGUGAGCUUCGUAUGUCGACGAAAGCCAAGGGUGCAUCAACAGCUGCCAUGUCACAGGCGCUUGCAGCUGUCAAAGGAAGAGGCAGCGGCAGCCCACUAAAUGAGCCUGAUGCUGGCGAUGCUGGUGAUGGUGAUGGUGAUGGUGAUGGUGAUGGUGAUGGUGAGCAGAUGGAUGCUUCGUCCGUCGCGUCAUCGCGGUGGAGGAGUGGCAGUGCGAGCGUGACCACGGCUGCACAGCGCGCGCGGCAGAGGGAAGCGGCACUUGCGGCACAAAAGUCCACAGCACGUGGUGCAAAUGUGUCACGACGUGCGUCACGACAGCAGCAGCAACAAAGGCAACAGCAAACACAGAGGGGGCGGCCCAACACCGUGGAUAUUGGGCUUGACGUUGUUGCUGCUGGAACAGGUGGUGCACACAACACGAAAGACCAACGUGCGCUGAAGGGGAAGGAUGGACCGACAGACCGGCAGCGGAAGCAAUCAUCACAGAGCAGGCAGCAAGGCAAUCGCGUGGAUGUUGCAUCAAGGGACGACGUCGGCGUGGAUUCCCGGAACCACCAUGUUCACCACUUCAAACGCAUUGAUGGCAACGCCAGCGACAAUGAUGAUGACGAUAAUGACGAUGACGAUAAUGACAAUGAUGAUGACAACAACUACAACCAUGGCGAUUACGAGAAGUUUUGCCCCGACCACCUCAAUGAUGAUGAUGAUGGUGACUGGAUAAUUCAGCAGCAGCAGCAACAACAACAACAACAACAACAGCAGCAGCAGCAGUGCGGCAGGCCCAAGUGUCGGCCGCAAGCGAUGGGCGCAACACCGCCGCCUCUACUGCAGCACUUUCCUGAGGAGCUGUUGCUGCACAUCAUGUCGUUUCUGUCGGGUCCUGCCCUGCUUCAGUUUGGGCUGUCGUGCCGGCGGUUUGCCUCGCUUCUCUACGACCCCAUGCUCUUCUCGUCGCUUUCGCUGCGUCGCGCAACCAUUUCCGCCAACACAUGUCGACAACUCCUUGCACGCAGGCCACGCGAUGUGACGCUGUCGUGGUGUGAGCUUGCAGAUUUGGAUGUCAUUACACCACUGCUGUCAUCACCACGCCUCCAGUGCUUCUCACUCGCAUUCAGCAUAGUGCAUGCAACGCCCGCUGUUGGUGCGACCACACCAGCCGUAGCUGGACCAAGCACGACGGCCGCAGCGACCGCCACAGAGGGAGAGGUAGCAGCACAGACACCAGAGCCACGCUCGCAUCAGCCGUCGUCAUCAUUACGCAAUCCAGCACUGGUGGCCGGAUCCGUUCUCCGCUUGGAGCUGCGCACUGGCGCCGCUGUUUCAGCUCCGGUGCUGGCGUGGUUCACUUCGUGGUCGUUUCCCAUGCUGCACACUCUCGUCCUCCAGCAUGCGAGCAUGGACAACACGGCGCCAAUCACCUCAUUGCUCCGGUCGUGCUCCCGGCGUCUCCACACCCUCUGCUUCGACUUUUGCAACGUGGAUGACGCGUGUAUGCGCGUGGCUGCAUCGCGCUUCCGUCACGCAUGUGCGCUCACCGUCACCGGAUCGUUAGUCCUCACAAAACGCGGCAUCAAAUGCGUUUCAAAACGCAUGCGUGACUUGGAGAAACUGGACAUUUCUGGUUGCCGACAUGCGGGCGAUCGCUGGAUGAAAACCAUCUCAACCUCCUUCCCACGUCUCAAGGAAUUGCGCCUGUCCAGCACGAUUGUGACGGAUGACGGGUUGGCGUGGUUGCCAUCUGCACCGUUCCAGCUCACACUGCUGGACCUUGCUCGCUGCGCUGGCUGCUCUGAAGCAGCAAUGACACACGCCAUCAUCAGUCAACCGUCCCUCGAGUACGUGGAGCUGAACGGAACGGCAGCAACACCGCAGUUGAUAUCUGCCGUGAAUGCCGCUGCCGUGCAUGCAGGCAUCACGCUGAGCAUGCCCCACUGCUAUCCUGACCCGCAGGACUCGCUCCUCCCAGUCCUGCGAAGCGUGGACCCAAACGUUGUCAGUACUGUGCGCUUGUGCAAAUGCGACCUCCACCUAACGCUUCAGCCCCACGUCAACCGAGACUCCAUCAUGUGUCGCGUUGUCGUGACUUGA
Messenger RNA from Salpingoeca rosetta, 5223 nucleotides. RefSeq lists its product as uncharacterized. The record is from RefSeq and is a predicted model, not a curated record. Gene Ontology annotation, molecular function: protein binding. The coding region runs from base 79 to 5223 and encodes 1714 amino acids. The transcript is spliced from 8 exons. Lineage: Eukaryota; Choanoflagellata; Craspedida; Salpingoecidae.